AAACAUGCCAUAUAGCACAGCCUACUCAUUGCUAAACAGACGUGUUCUGUUUCCAUGCAUUUGUUGCUGCGUUUGGGAGAGCUAGCCUAGGACUUAUAAUGAAAUUGGCGCAUUCGUAAGAACAAGUCUGACUAGAACUAUUCGGCAACUAACGAACUGUUUAUUUAGCCGUAGGGCGUUUUGUUUGGAUGAGAAUAUCUGAAGAUAAUUGGUUAUGAUUUAUAAAUGAAUUAAUUCUGGAUAUGGCUGUGGUGUAUGUCAGCCUGUCUACUUAGUGUUGCGUGGACCUUAUUUCUGCAGGUAACAAGUAAUACAGGAUGUCCGAAGAUGGAUAAUACGAUACGCUUUUAAUUAAGAGUACUUUCCAUCUUAAGGGGGGGAAAAUCGUCGAAACCAAAAAUCACAUUGCGAUCUUGGCUCCGGCACGUUUUGGGCUUAAUCCCCGUAGCCCCAAGAAAUGACUCCAUGAAAGAUGACGGAGGAGGUCAUCGUCAUCGCCAAGUGGGACUACGCUGCCCAGCAGGACCAGGAACUUGACAUCCGGAAAAACGAGCGCCUCUGGCUGCUGGACGACUCCAAGACGUGGUGGAGGGUGCGGAACGCCUCCAACAAGACGGGCUACGUCCCUUCCAACUACGUGGAGCGCAAGAACAGCCUGAAGAAGGCCUCUCUGGUGAAGAACAUAAAGGACACACUGGGUCUGGGGAAGCCGAAGUGGAGGGCCAGCGUUCGGGACUCCUCCCCCACGCCCAGCACGGAGGCGGAGUACCCGGCCAACGGGAGCGGCGGGGCGGAGCGCAUCUACGACCUCAGCGCGCCGGCGCUGGUCAAGUUCGGCUACGCGGCGGAGCGGGAGGACGAGCUGUCGCUGGUCAAGGGCACGCGGGUGGUCGUCAUGGAGAAGUGCAGCGACGGCUGGUGGCGGGGCAGCUACGGGGGCCGCGUGGGCUGGUUCCCCUCCAACUACGUCCUGGAGGAGGGCCAGGAGGCGUCGGGGGACCCGUACGGGUACCCGCCCGCGAGGCUGGGCGGGGGGGCGGCGCUGGCCAACGGGCAGGGCGGCGGGCGGGCGCCCCAGCUGGUGCAGACCCUGUACCCCUUCAGCUCGGUGACGGAGGAGGAGCUCAACUUCGAGAAGGGCGAGACCAUGGAGGUGCUGGAGAAGCCGGAGAACGACCCCGAGUGGUGGAGGUGCAGAAACGGGCGGGGCCAGGUGGGCCUGGUGCCCAGGAACUACGUGGUGGUGCUGAGCGGCGACGGGGGGGCGGGCCCCGGGCCCCGCUCGCCUCAGGCCGGCCUCCUCUCGGGCCCCGCCCGCACCGGCAGGUUCGCCGGCAAGGAUUGGUACUACGGCAACGUGACGCGCCACCAGGCGGAGUGCGCCCUGAACGAGCGGGGGCGCGAGGGGGACUUCCUGGUGCGGGACAGCGAGUCCUCGCCCAGUGAUUUCUCGGUGUCUCUGAAGGCCCCAGGUAAGAAUAAGCACUUUAAGGUUCAGCUGGCUGACGGGGUCUACUGCAUCGGCCAGCGCCGCUUCACCUCCAUGGACCAGCUGGUGGAGCACUACAAGAAGGCGCCCAUCUUCACCAGCGAGCACGGCGAGAAGCUCUACCUCGUCCGGCCGCUGCUGUGACCCCCCCCGCCCCCGGACCCCGCCCGGCC
Molecule: messenger RNA, 1662 nt
Organism: Anguilla anguilla (European eel)
Lineage: Eukaryota; Metazoa; Chordata; Actinopteri; Anguilliformes; Anguillidae
Product: cytoplasmic protein NCK2-like
Exons: 4
Coding region: 473-1633 (386 amino acids)
Biological process (GO): positive regulation of translation in response to endoplasmic reticulum stress; positive regulation of endoplasmic reticulum stress-induced intrinsic apoptotic signaling pathway; negative regulation of PERK-mediated unfolded protein response
Molecular function (GO): protein binding
Source: RefSeq, a predicted model, not a curated record